UUAUGUCACCUGUAAUAUUAUUCUAUUCAAUUACACAGCCGCUCCCAUAACAAAAUGUCACUUCGGCGACGAAAAAUGCCUAAUCGAACAGGCACACAAAUUGCUGAAGAAAGCUGCUACAGGUAUACCGGAGAAGGAUAUACCCAGUCUAGAGCCGCUGAAGGUGGAAAAAAUCGAAAUGUUGGGCGAUAAGAAUAGUGCAUUAAAAGUCGACUUAGUGAUGAGCGAUGUAGAAUUCUACAACUACACGAAAGCAAAACUAUUAUCGAUCAAGGGCUUCUCGAAGGACCUUAGCAAGCCAAUGAAACUCGUCUCACAAAAUAUUAAUCCACGCAUGACCAUAAAAGCCAAAUACAAAGUCAAUGGCAAUAUAUUGGUGUUGCCUAUUAAGGGCGAGGGUCUAUUAACCAUGGUGCUGGAUAAUGUGAAGUCACGCAUUGUGACCACAAUGAAGCCGGAGCAGCGUAAUGGCAAAACUUAUUUAAUAGUUGAUAAUAUCAAACUCGAAUCUAAACUAGACAAUGUCAUCACCGAUAUGACAAACCUCUUCAAUGGCGACAAAACGCUCUCGGACGCAAUUUUAAAAGUUAUGAAUGAAAAUUGGCGCGUACUCAGCGAUGAGCUUACGCCGCGUAUCAAUGAAGCUUUGGCGCACAAAUUUGAAGAGCUGUUACCGAAAUUAUUUAAGGAUAUACCCUACGAAGACUACUUUUUGCCGGAAUAAAUUGGUGCUAGAUGAAAAAAAA
Rhagoletis pomonella (apple maggot) is the source of this 746-nucleotide messenger RNA. Its product is annotated as circadian clock-controlled protein daywake-like. The record is from RefSeq and is a predicted model, not a curated record. The transcript is spliced from 3 exons. NCBI's taxonomy places the organism in Eukaryota, Metazoa, Arthropoda, Insecta, Diptera, Tephritidae. The annotation marks the transcript as partial.